Molecule: messenger RNA, 2425 nt
Organism: Salvelinus namaycush (lake trout)
Lineage: Eukaryota; Metazoa; Chordata; Actinopteri; Salmoniformes; Salmonidae
Gene: stk16
Product: serine/threonine kinase 16
Exons: 7
Coding region: 216-1133 (305 amino acids)
Biological process (GO): protein phosphorylation
Cellular component (GO): Golgi apparatus; cytoplasm
Molecular function (GO): protein serine/threonine kinase activity; ATP binding
Source: RefSeq, a predicted model, not a curated record
GGCCUCAAUCUAGAUAGCGACCUGAAGAUCACUGACGUCAUGAUUUUACCUUGUAUUUUUUUCCGAGUUCCCAGUUUGGAACGCAGCAUUAGAUCACAGGUCUGCGUCAUCAUUACGCGUUUUAUGUACACGGAAGUAGCCAGCAGAAAACCAAAAACAGGACGAAUACAGAAGUCCAUCUGGGUGUUGGUGUGUUGAGUUAUGCCCCAGAGAGGAUGGGUCAGACCCUGUGUAUCUGUUCCCGCGGCUCCAUCACCAUUGACAACAAAAGAUACUACUUCAUCCAGAAACUAGAUGAAGGAGGGUUCAGCUAUGUGGACCUGGUGGAGGGGGUGCAGGAUGGGCGUUUCUACGCCCUGAAGAGAAUCCUGUGCCAUGACCGGGAGGGUCGCCAAGAGGCUCAGACGGAGGUGGAGAUGCACCGUCUCUUCAGCCACCCCAACAUCCUGGGCCUGGCAGGGCACACCUUCAUAGAGAGGGGGGGCAAGAGUGAGGCCUGGAUACUGCUGCCCUACGUUCAGAAGGGCAGUCUGUGGUCAGUGCUAGAGAAGCUGAGGGACAAGGGCAGCUUCAUGCCAGAGAGACGCAUCCUGAAGGUCCUACAGGGCAUCUGUUCUGGACUGAAGGCCAUGCAUGACAGAGGCUACGCACACAGAGAUCUGAAGCCUACCAAUGUACUCCUAGAGGAGGAUGACAGGCCGCUGCUGAUGGACCUGGGUUCUAUGAACCGCUCCAGGAUGGAGGUCAAGGGGACCAGGGAGGCCAUGACAGUACAGGACUGGGCAGCUCAGAGGUGUACUAUAUCGUACCGCGCCCCUGAGCUCUUUAACGUGGAGAGCCACUGCGUCAUCGAUGACCGUACAGACAUCUGGUCUCUGGGCUGUGUACUGUACAGCAUGAUGUUCCUGGAGGGGCCCUAUGACAUGGUGUUCCAGAAGGGAGACAGUGUGGCCCUUGCUGUCCAGAACCCAGUUACCAUCCCUCAGCCAUGCAGUUACUCUGAAAGCCUGCAGAACCUGCUGAGCUCCAUCAUGGGGUCCAACCCCCAGGAAAGACCCGACGUCAACUGGAUCCUGGACCAGAUACAGGACAUGACGUGUUCCAGCCCCAACACACAGACCAAUAUGGUAUGAUGCUCCUGAUCGGGGAACCAUGGCAAGCCUGGCUCCUCUCUGGUUCCCCUCUGGUUCCAACAUCUGUGGGUGAUGAACUUUGAACUUUAUGACCUCUGGACUGUUGUAAUGGCGACCCUGACCUCGUCGUUUUCCUCUAGUCUUAGAAGCUCAGGGGAUCCUACCCCAUACACACACACCCGCUAUUCGGCAGUUGAAACCAUAUUGACUUAUGUCACAGGUCUUCACUGUCCUCCAUAUGCAUGUGCAACAAUAUGCUCCUACAUAGUGUCGGUCAGCUCCACAUCCAGCUCCCCUUGGGGAAAUUGAGGUUUGGGUGGAGCCAUUUUAUGACUGCUAGUGAAUAGGAAACCCCAUGGGUUAAACUAUCAUCAGACACUACGGUUGAAGGGGACACCGGACCAGGAAAAGGACCUAUGGUAAAUUCCAGACAGACGGUUUCCAUGGAAAUGUACUCGGCCAUAUCUUAUAUCAGCUUCAAAGAGAUUUUAAUAAUAACUUGAUUCCAGACCUGGGUUCAAUACAUGAGUAUUUAUUAAAUACUUUUUCUGUGUAUUUGAGUAUUUUCAAAUACACAGGCCAAAUGUUAUUUAUUUAUUUGAGUAUUUGAAUGGUUAUUUGUAAAAACCAAAUAGUGGACCAAAUUGUAUUUGAAAGUAUUUUCAAAUACUAUUUUCAAAUACCUGGGUUAAAUGCAUGGGAGUGUAUUUGAGUGUUUUCAAAUAGUUUCCAAGUGUAUUUCCAAAUACAUUCCAAUAUUCAUCUAAUUGUUUUUUCAAAUAAAGGUUAUCUGAUUGUAUUGAAAACCAAUUGAAAUACCUGAAAUAGUAUUUUGAACCCAGGUCUGCUUGAUUCAUCCUUAUCACAUCUGAACUUCUUUCAAGUCCAUCAUAACUGUAUUUAUUUGUUAUCACAUAAUGCUAUACUGUAGCAGUUCUCUAUUCUCCAUUUGUGACACGUUCAUUUAGGCCUGUAUGUAUUUGGCAAUACCUCACAUGAUUCUGUUUUGAGUGUCAAUAGGAAGAUAAGUUCAUCUGGUUUUAAGUCUCUCAGCAGGUUUUGCUCAGUUAACUCUCACUACAGUUGCUUGAUAGGAACUUUUUAAUGGUUGCUUUUUUAAAACUGUUAUUUUUGUGUGUGCAUCUAUUUAAGGAGCAAUGAUUUAUUUGUCCAUGUAAAUGCUAUAUGAAUAUGUUCUAAAUAAGCCAAUGAAGUUGGAAUGCAGGCGUUAAUGAUGAUUUCAAUGGAACAAUGUAGAAUGUACUGGAACUAUAAAUGGUGGUUGUUGGCUA